AAUAUCGUUUCACUUGCUGAUGAAUAUACGUAACAAUUGGGUACGGGAUAUGGGGAACCCAACAUGAAGUGAACGUUCGGAAAUUGUGGGGUAAAUCGUUUGUUUACCCAUCAAACGAUUUGUGGUGCAUGAAAGAAUUCAAUGGAGAAGUGUUCAAGGCAAAUGUGAAUCAAGACGGUUCUCGUGUUGGUGAUAUUUGCGCAAGGCAGUAUCACGAAAACACUCGUCAGUCCUACAAGAUGGCAGCAAUUUGAAGGACCUCUUUGUUCCGGAUGUUGCCAUUAUGUUUCUAGAGUCCCUCGUAAAAGAACGGGAUUGUGAGAGGUGCGUGACAUGUUCAUCCAAUCCCAGCACAGCAGCAAUACCAGUAGCGGGGUGGUGGUUCAGCACGUCCACAAGAAGCGCAAGUUGGAGCACCAGCAGCAACUCGAAUACACCGAGGACGGUGUCUACGCUCUGAACGGCAGCAGCAUCAUCUGCAACGCGAGCCAGGUGGUCCAGAGGCACGCGCAUCACUCUCACUUGGCCAGUGGUGGCGUGCACGGAGCCGUGCAGACGCGCAGUCCCAAUGGCAGCUUGUCGCAGCAGUUCAUUCGUGCCUCCACCAUAAAGCUGCUCGACACGUAUCAGCGGUGCGGGCAGAAACGCAAAUCGUGCGAGGAGGAGGGUAAUGCUGGCAGUGAGCCGGCGGGAGUGGCCCUCGCAGCUGCCAUCACGACGUCCCACAGCAAGGCGGCCGGCGGCCAGGCGCCCCAGGGCUCCUCCAGCGCCGAUGGGGACUACCAGCUGGUGCAGCACGAGGUGCUCUACUCCAUGACCACCCAGUACGAGGUGCUGGAGUUCCUGGGGCGCGGCACCUUCGGCCAGGUUGUCAAGUGCUGGAAGAAAGGCACCAAUGAAAUUGUCGCCAUCAAAAUUUUAAAGAAUCAUCCAUCUUAUGCUCGCCAGGGGCAGAUUGAAGUGAGCAUCCUGUCGCGCCUGAGCCAGGAAAAUGCAGACGAGUUCAACUUUGUGCGAGCGUUCGAGUGCUUCCAGCACAAGAACCACACGUGCCUGGUGUUUGAGAUGCUGGAGCAGAACCUGUACGACUUCCUGAAGCAGAACAAGUUCAGCCCGCUGCCCCUCAAGUACAUCCGCCCCAUCCUUCAGCAGGUGCUCACCGCCCUGCUGAAGCUGAAGCAACUGGGUCUCAUCCAUGCCGACCUGAAGCCAGAGAACAUCAUGCUGGUAGACCCGGUCCGGCAGCCGUACCGCGUCAAGGUCAUAGACUUCGGCAGCGCGUCGCACGUCAGCAAGGCCGUGUGCAACACGUACCUGCAGAGCAGAUACUACCGCGCGCCGGAGAUCAUCCUCGGGCUGCCGUUCUGCGAGGCCAUCGACAUGUGGUCGCUGGGCUGCGUGGUGGCAGAGCUGUUCCUCGGCUGGCCGCUCUACCCAGGCUCCUCCGAGUACGACCAGAUCCGCUACAUCAGCCAGACGCAGGGCCUGCCCACGGAGAACAUGCUCAACAACGCCUCCAAGACCACCAAGUUCUUCUACCGGGACCUCGACAGCACGUACCCCUUCUGGAGGCUCAAGACGCCGGACGAGCACGAGACAGAGACGGGCAUCAAGUCCAAGGAGGCGCGCAAGUACAUCUUCAACUGCCUGGACGACAUCGGCCAGGUGAACGUGCCCACGGACAUCGAGGGGGGGGAGCUGCUGGCAGAGAAGGCCGACCGCCGGGAGUUCAUCGACCUCCUCAAGAGGAUGCUGACCAUGGACCAGGAGAGGCGCAUCACCCCGGGCGAGGCCCUGAACCACGCCUUCGUGACCCUGGCACACCUGGUGGACUAUGCGCACUGCAACAACGUGAAGGCCAGCGUGCAGAUGAUGGAGGUGUGUCGUCGCAGCGGCUACGCUAGCCCCGGUGCGCACCACCAGCCAGGCCAGCAGGCCCCGCCCCUCGUCGCCAACUUCGUGCCCUCCUCCAAUGGCAACGUCACGCUCACCUUCAACAACCAGCUGACGAAUCAGUACCAGCUGUACAACGGGCGGUCGGUGGCACGGCAGUACACGGCGGCCCGAGCCGACCCCUUCCACCAGCACCAGCUGGUGCCGUCCAUCCUGUGCCCCACGGGCUACCAGGGCAUGGGCUCCCCCGCCAAGCACGUGACGGUGGUGGCUCAGCAGCCGCCGCAGCUGCAGAUACAGCCGCCCAUCAUCUCCCAGCAGGUGGCAGCACAGCAGCAGUACGUGCCGGUGUCCAUGGUGGAGCAGAGCGGCCGGCAGAUGUUGCUGACCAACGCGGUGCAGACGACGUGGCCGGGCAGCCGGCAGAUGGUGGUGCCGUCGUGGCAGCAGCUGCCGCCGCAGCACGCCGCCAUCCAGCAGCCGCUGCUGUCGGACGCCGGCGACUGGGGGCGGCCGCUCAUCGUGGACUCGGGGACCAUCCUGCAGGAGCACCGGCCGGUGUUCCCCGUGGACGUGGGCGCGGAGGUGUACGAGGCGGGGCUGGCGGAGCACCACGCGGCCUGGGGCCCGGCCAAGCGGGGGGUGUCCAAGGGCCAGGCCACCACGCACCACCACCACCACGUGCACCACCACCUGGCCGUGCCCAGCCACCGCGCCCACGACAAGAAGGAGGCCACGCAGCUCAGCCCCGUCAAGAAGAGGGUCAAGGAGAGCUCCCCGCCCUCCGAGGCGCUGGGCGGCUACAGCGUGGUGGGGGGCGGGAGCACCAGGAGACGACACUCUCCCACGGCAAGCAGCGCCCACUGGCAGCAGGCAGCAGCAGCGAGCAGCAGCAGGCACUGCAAGCACCACAGCCACUUGAUGCAGCAACACCAGCAGCAGCAGCAGCAGCAGCAACAACAGCAACAACACCAGCAACAACAGCAGCAAGGCAGCCAGCUGCACCUGCACCAGGCCGUACAGCCCGUCCCACAGGCGCAGGCCGGAGUUGCCGCGAGGCAGCAGACGAUAACGAUAGACGACACGCCGUCGCCGGCGGUCUCCGUCAUCACCAUAUCCGACAGCGAGGAUGAGACUCCCACCAAAUGCACAAGCGUAGGGCUGUCGCGUCACCCGAGCUCCGACUGCCCCUCCGUGCUGACAGUGGCGUCGCAAGACGAGGCGCUCCGCAGCGCCCAGUCGACGCCGUCGCGGGCAGCCGGCGGGCGGCAGCGCAAGAACGUGAUCUCGUGCGUGACGGUGGCGGACAGCGACGGGGAGGACCACAAGAGCCCGGAGAAGCACCAGCUGCAGCCGCCGUCCCAGAUGUACCACACGCACACGCACACCCACACGCACUCGCACGCCCAGGUGCCGCCCGUCCGCGAGAUCAAGCACGAGCCGCAGAUCAGCUCCAACUACUCGGCGGGCGCGUCGCAGUCCCAGAAGAAGCGCCUGCUGGCCAAGGCGCAGUCGGAGUGCAUGCUGGGCGCGGUGGCGACGAAGCGGGAGCCUGGCCUGCCCGACUACCACCACGGGGACUACUCGCACCAGUGCAAGGAGGCGGGGCAGCCGGCCGCUGCCUACCAGUACGUGAGCGCCUCCGUGGGGGCCGCCCCGCCCCCCGCCCCCGACCAGCACAUCGUCUACAGCGGGACUAACUGUUUCAGCUGCAGUGGCGGCGGCGGCGGCAGUGGGGGUGGCGGCGGGGAGAAGCGUGUCUCGUGGGCGCCGCCCGCGGCCCACGUGACCCGCGACAUGCUGGUUCCCCCCUCGGCCCACAAGCGGGAGACCGCGGCGCGCGAGCACCUGGUGGUGCCAGUCACCACGCACCGGGACUACCACCUGCAGCAAGGCUGCCUGUGCGCAGGAGCGAGCCAGCCGCCGGCCGCCCACGCCGCCCGGGAGGCGGUGACGGGCUCGUCCCGCGACCAGCACCUCAAGACGUGGGCGGCGGCGCCCUCGGGCUACCAGGGCUACCGGCAGGGCGCGGCGCACCUCUCCCCGCAGCCGUCGCCGCAGCACCCGCUGGCGGCCGCCGGCCAGCCGCUCUACCACCAGCCGGACCUGUACCGGCGCCAGGCGGUGUACGUGGCCACCGCCCAGCCCGCCUACCACCCGGCCGUGGCCCCCUUCACCACCAGCAGGGCCCUGCCCCCGCCGCCGGCCCACCACGCCAGCGCGCGGCCCGUGCUGGCCUCGCACGCCUCCCACCCCCUGCCCGCCCACAUGCAGCCGGCCGCCGUGUUCCCCGCCCACCCGCAGGUGGCCGCCUCGUACGGCUUCGCCCCGCUCAGCCCGGCCAAGACGCACCAGUACCAGGCCGGCCUCUGGUUCGCGGAGUAGCGUCUCAUCGUCGUCCGCACGGUUCAUUUCAGAGUUCUGUUCUAUGUGUACGCAUACAAGUGUUUAUGUUCGGACACACAUUGCAUUACGACCGGCCAGUCGAGACCCCCCGAGUUCAGUGCGACGUGACAUAUUAACAGGUGCUCGCACUCUUGUUAUGUUUGUCCCGAUAUGAUUUUUACUUGUUUUAAAACCGUUGCCCUGAAAAAAAUGAAUCUGCAUUAGUUUGUGUGUUGACACGGUAACCGCCUUGUGAACAGCUGUUCGGUGUCUUGCUUGACCCCCCGGUGAUCGGGUAAUUUGUCGACACAUUUCGUGACCGUUCAGCACUUUGUGCGGUUUGAAUGCGUUUAUUUUUUUAUUUUAUUUUUUUUAAUUGCCUGGUGUGUGUGUUUGAUAUCUUGACAGUCUGCAAGACAUGAACGAUAAUUGGUUUCGAAAGGUACACAGCCUGCUGAAGGCUACUGGGAGCAUAGUUGGUAGCAGUGCUUAACUACCUAUGUAGUAUUAGCUUUUGUUAGAUUAAAUAAGUAUUGUGUUUGUGUAAUAUCUAACAGGGGACGCUGCAGGUUCUAAUGCAAUUCUUUGUCUGACUAAAAAUUGUUAACUUAUUGUGUAUAGUAGCAACGAUGAUUUUUGUACACGACUAAUUACAUUUUUACAUUGUGUGACUAUAUGGCUAUGACAGGUCUAGAAAAUUUUUUCUUUCCCAUUUGAUGGGAAUUGAUUAUUGCCAUAUUACACAUGAAAUAUUCAGAUAUUUAAUUAAGGGAGAAGUUUUUAUUAAAUUGUGAUGUGUUCAAUCAUUCCUUUUUGUGUUUUAAUAUUGAUUCACUUAAUGGAAUUUAGAAAAUUUAAUUUAAUUUGUUGUGUGUACAUAACCAAUAAUUAUGUGCUUAGUGAUUGAAAUAGCACAAUGUAAGAUACCAUAACCUGUUUAUAAAGUAGUGUUAGUUACAAUGGGCCUUGUUUGGAGGAGUUGUGAUGGUAGAUAGAUCUAUUUUAAUGUGACCAAUUGAAAAUUACUGGUAUGUAUCAUAGCCAAUUAAAGUUUUUACUAAUGUAAAUCCCAGAAAUCAAUGUGCCUAUUUAAUAUAUCAACUUUUCUUGUGUGUAUAUACAUAUAUAAUAAAUUUUGCCAAUAUGUUAAUACUGUCCUGCAAUUUUACUGUGGCAAAUGAUCUUGCAUUAGCGACUUGUUUUACGCCAUCGUACACCGUGCAAGCUGAUUCAUAUUGAGUCGAUGAACUUGAGAGGCGAAUGCGGUCACAGACUUGACACUAGUUUGUAGUUUUGCAAACUCAGUAAUGAACAGCUCUAAAGGCUGCAUCUGGUCGCUCCUGUGACGAGAGCGACUAACAGGCCUGUGCGAACAUUAAAUUAAGUGUUUAUAAUUUUUGCAAAGUCUAAUCGAAUAGCAAAUAUUUUAUAAAUAAUCAUUUAAACAUUUGUAAUGUAUGAAAAGAAUAAGUGAUUAAACAAUUGGGCCCCAUUUAUAACAAACCAUGAAUGAUAUUAAUAUUGAUCAUUCAUUAAAGCAAGUGGAGUGCCUUCAUUUUAUUUUUCAGUUAAUGCAACUUUAUUCAAGCAAAACAUACAUACAUAUAUAUAAAUGAAAAAAGACUAAAUAUUUUCAUGAGCUAAUCAAAAGCUCCAAAGUUUUAAGCUUUGCAUCACAACCGAUGCUUCAGAUAAAACAAAUAGCAAAUUUCCUGGCGAAGUUAAAUAGAGUAUUAAAAAAAGCUUCGCUUUAUUCGCAUAGUGGAAGCUUCGCACAGGUCUAGUGAUGGAGCGAUGCUCUGACAUGUCUGGUUGCGAUUGGGAAGAUGUGUUUGGGGAGAAGUGCGAGUCUGGUUUAUUUAACAGAAGGUUGGGCAAAGUUGGGUGGGGCUUUGUUGGUGUCUGGCUAGAUAAAGUACUUUUGCAGACAAAAAUGUUUGGUCUUAAAGUAUUCUUUAUGGUUACCUUCACCAGGUAGACUGAAUGUAGGUAUAUCUUAUGUGUGUUUGAAUAAAACUUAAUGAUACAUUAAGUAGCGUAAUCUUGUGCACAAUAGGAAAAACUGAUAGGGCUGGUAAAAUUUGCUAAUUGGCAUUUUAAAGUGCAGUUAACCUUUAUAUUUAUAGUAACAGGUGAAUGUUAAAGGAGUAAUUGGUUCUGUUGAGUCCAUGUGCACAAUAGUUAAUCAUGUCGGUCAGAGACGAUGUUACAUGUAAUGUUACUCGUAACUGAAAACUUUCGUUGGUAGAGGCCUGUGAAAAAGAUAGCUGAAAAAGUGGAAUUUACUUUUUUUACCUUUAUUUUUUUUCCAAAUUUUUACUUUUGUUCCUAAAUGCAGGUCACAGACAGUAGUAUACUAAAUGGAACUCCAGUUUCAUAAAUGAACAUUAUCUGUCUAAAAGAGUUUUGAUUGGGCGUAGUGUUCGUACUUUGGCGUAGCGAUGAAAGGUCAUUUGCUGUAGAAGCAGGAAGAAGGAUGUUUAAAUGUACUUGCCAGGUUUUGAUUUACCGUCACCUGUACGAAUUAUUACUGAUAGAGUUGGUCUAGUUUUGUGAUUUUGGCUGCAGUAGGCUGUACUUUAUUCAUUAUUUAUUAGAGCUUGUUUAAAUAUUUAUGUAUAUGCAGUGAUAUAAUAUUUGUAGUAUUUACACGUUGUCAUUGCGGUAAUCUCUGUUCACAUUUCUGUGCAUGUAGUGUGACGUUUGGCAGCAGUGGUUUUGUCUUGGCCUGUCGACUUAUUAAUGCUCAAGUUUGUAUUAUACGACUUGCUUUUUUUCCAAGUUUGCAGGGUUAGAGUCUUUUUUUUUUGUCAAACUUAUUGCGGUUGGUGCAGUUUUGUAAAGACAUCUCUUCGAUUUGGUACGUUGCGCGUAUCACAAAAGAAGUGAUGUCAGUUAGAAAGAAGGUUUUAAGUAACUGUGAGAUUAAAAUAGUUAUAUUAUUACUAGGCAUAAGGUUGUGGCUAAAUUUGUUAAGCUUAAUAUAGUUCUUAAUAUAUUUCUUCAGUUGUAUAAGGGCCGCGGGCCUUUCCCUGCCUUUAUCACGGGCGCAGGUUUUUCUUCAACUUGUAUUUACAAAUAUAUUUUUCAAUAUAAUGUUCAGACCAUGCUUUGCAUUUAACACACACGAGUUGUCUUGUACAUUUAACAUAGUAAAGAAUUUCUUUGAAAGCUAUCAAAUAUUCAAACAGUAGGUAAUUUUUCUUUGUGUAAGUUUCUGUUGCAUUUAAUUAUUAUGUCAAUUAAAGGGAUUUCAAAACAAUAUGAAGUAUUCCAAGGUACAAGACUGCACUACACCAUGGAUGCAUAGUUAGCUUCAAUCAAAAAGAACACAAGACAGUUUCUUAUCACAUAAAUUUUAAAGGUUGCUCAUUUCAAGGUGCUCAUGAACAAAAAUAAAUACCUUUGGCACAGUAAACAUAAACUAAAAGUACAUAUACAACUUUUUUCUGCAUUAUUUAUAAAAAAAAUUCAAAGUUUAAUUUUAAGAAAAUUUAAUAACCAAAUGAAAUCAUUUAGAAAAAGUGAUUUGGAAAUAGAUUGAGAAGAGCUCAUUAUUAACAGGUCAACAUUUUAAAGAAACCAGACUUGAUUACCAAUUUCAAUUUUUUCCUGACAAUUCAAAUUUAUGUAAAGAUUCAAAGGUGCCAUCCGAACUGCAGGCAUGAAAAGUUUGAGUUAAUGUCUACAAAGUCGAUCAUUAAGAGUUAGAUUUGGAUUAAUCUUGGAGGAUCCAGGGAGCCUGUGCAUAUCCAUGGAGUGUAGAACUACAUUUUCACUGAGCUAUGCAUUUAAGAGUUCACUGUUUUAAUAUCUCUCCUAGAUUUUCGAGUGUAAAGAAAGUUCUUUUACUGUGUUUUUGAAAUUAGCUUGGUGAAAGAGGUAUAUAUGAUUGGUAUUGUUACUCCAUGAAUGUUAACUAAAUUGUUUACAUUUAUUGUUAUUGUUGUGCGGAAUAUUCAUUCUGCAUUUCACACCAUUUUUUCCCAAUUAUUUGAAUACAUGGCUUCUCUUAAUUUUGGCAGUUUGUGGCAUUCUUUCCCUGUUACUGGAAUAUAUAAAAUUGCAGUCGGAUCGAUACAUCACUAGUAAAUACUAAACAAACUCCUGCCUUAUCAUGAGAAAUGUCUAUGACUCAGCAUGUUUAAUCGGCUAACUUUUUUGCCAGUGUUUUGAACUGGCUCGUGCUCGCUGGAUUGAAUCGCUGCUGUUGAACGUUUUUGGUUUCCCCACGUAUUGCUACUCACUGCUUCGCUUUUUGCAGUCCAACGCUACUCCAGCUGCUAGCCGUCUCGGGCGGUUCUUUGAAUGGCUACCUUUACACUAUCAAUCGUUGUGAUAUAACUUAAAUGUAAUUUAAUUAUGUUAGUGUAAGUGCUUGAAGCACAAAUUUUUAAUUGCAUACAAUAAUAUGUAUAUGAGGAGUUUUAUGCCUGUGUGUGAAUGAGUUUACGUACUUUUAACAUUUGGAGUGAAGUUGAUAACUAAUGAAUUAAGUGAUGUGGAAUUUUUGUUGGUGUACAUAAUUAAUACAGGAAUGUUAAAUAUUUAGUGCUGUGGUGUUUUACCUGUAAAGGUAUCUGUACAGAAUAUUAAGAUAGAUAUUUAAAAAAAAAUCAAUUAUAGUGUAAUGGAAGAUUCGCCCUAUUUUUGGAAUUAAAUGUGAUUUUACAUGUUAUGUGUUGAAUGUGUUUUCUGGAUAUUAUAGUCAAUAUUUACUGGGUGUCUUGUACUUGGUGAUUAUGCUAACAUUCAGUUGAAGGGUUAGUUUCCGCCAUUUUAAUGGGUAGUGCUUGAUUUGACAGUGGUAUUAAUUUCAAACAAAUAUUGUAUGUGUAUAUUGAACUUGCAAUACUGUGUUUUAUGCAGUGGUGAUAUUUUAUAUUUAGUUUAAUGCAAUGCUGUUUUUAUCAUAUGGAGUCCAUUUCUGAAACAUUAACUCAGUAAAUUUAGAAUACAUUAAUUAUCUCGGAGAUAAUAUGAGCCUGUUACGCUCGAUGCGCUGUAGCUUUACAUAGUAUAAUCUUAAUGUCUUAAACUACAUUUUGGUAAAGGUGUUUAGUUUUUUUUUUUUUUAAUUUCGCUUUAUGAUAUUUUUAAUGUUGUGUAGUGAGGUAGUUUGUACCAAAGACAUAUGUUCCUGCUAAGUCGUUGUGGUGACGGGCUAGGGAGUUGACUGUUACGCUCUGUGUAUGUAUAGUUAAGUGCCGAUGCCCGCCACACAGCGUAUUGUCUGCUGCAUCAAAUGCGUUACAUGUAAUUCAGCUGGUUCACAAUUUGUAUAUGAUAUUGGUAGGUGUUGUAAUGUUUUUGAUUCACAUUAGUACCUUAAAACGGAGAGAAUAUUAACCUUUGUUGACUAGUUAAUGAUUGAUUAAUUCACCCUCGUUUCUCUGUAAUAAUGUGUAAAGUUCUUCUAUGGCAUUUCUCGUAAUUACUGUAGCUCUCGGAAGAUUAAAUGUAAGUUAUUUGCUGGUAAUAUUAAGUGAAAUGGUUUUAUUGUAAUAAAAUUGCUUGUGUGUUGCAGUACUGACUUGUUACCAUCUGUACAUUAUUUAGCCACAGGUGUGGAACCAAGCAGCAGGUGCAAUACGAGUACAAUCUCAGCGUGUUGCCUAAUCUGGCAUUUGUUCCGGUGUGCAGUCACUGUGUCACUUUGCAGUUGCAUUGUCUAGUUGCGGGCUGUGCUGUGUUGCAUUCCCUAACGUUCAAGAGACACACUUCGGUCAUUAUUUGCAUUGUUUAAUUUUAAACAUUAUACUAGUUCUGGAAAAAAGCAGGGUAUGUUAUACGUGUGAAUAAGUUCAAUUAAGGUCACUUUUUGAAGCAGCUAUGAUUCUUUUGUAAGGAACUUGUAAAGUGCCUUCAAAUAAUGGAGUUAGAAAAAGUGUUUGAUAUACAGUGAACAGUUCAGUUACACUUAUGUAGAUAUCUGGGGGUAUGCUAAUUUAUCUUGUUUUAAUGCAAGGAUGCCUGUCACCUCUUUCCUUCUUUAUAUACUCAAGUAUAUUUACUUUUUUUUAAUCUUAUGAUAAAACAUUAUUACAUGGUCAUCAUUAUAAUAAACAAAAUAAUGUUUGUUGCAUACAAAUUCUUUAUAAGCUGGUUUUUUUUACGCGUUUGCUAUUUUCAAAAUGCUUUACGUAGCUAGCAGUCCCACUCAUCCUCUGUUUCUUGUAUCUAGGUGUGUUUUUCUGUAAAACUAGUAAUUUCUGACGUACAAGGUGACAUUUGAAUUGGAGUUGGGUCAGCACUGACACAUUAUGGCCAGUAGUGACGUUUCUGGAUUGGAUCCUUCACAAGAAAUAUUUUAGUGUACUUGUCACAGAUACUGCCAUUUUUAUAACACACGAAUCCUUGUAGCUACAAACUUGUAAACAUGUAAUUGUUUUUAACUGUCAUUCCAAGAAUUUGGUUUUCAGACUUAACAAUAGGUAUGUACUCAAAUACAACUUGAUAUUCCGACUAUUACAUUUUUAAUUUUAUGAGCGAAAAUACUUACUAUUUAUUUUCCAAUGGUUACCGCAAGUUAUAUUCUACUAACAUAAUACGGUGGAACCUCUCAACUACGGGAACUGGCAGUCGCAGAUGUUCUCACAGAGGAAUGAUGAAAUACUAUCCAUAAAGUUAGAUUUACACACCUUCCAAAAAUUUCUAAAUUUCACAUACGUAUCUCGGAGGUACAUCCUAGAGAAAAACUGGAUAGAAAAAAAAUUUUCAAAAUUUAUAUGUAUUAAAAAAAGUCUCUACUUACUUUCUUUGUAUGUCUAAAAGUUAUUGUUUCAUGGGCAAGUGUCUGGUGAUUGCCCUGCCACAGUGUUGUGCUUCUCAGCUCAAGCUCAUGAUCCGAGCGAUGGAUCUGCUGAGUUUAAAAACUACAUGAGCCACACAGGCCGAGCCUGACAUGUGACACCCCCUUUGUUUUUCCCCGACUGCCGCUUGCUGUUUCGAAAGAAGCCGUGCGAAACAAUCACACCGGCGAAAGUGGCACCAGAAAAGCUCCCGUGAAUAUUCAAGGAAGGUACUACCGUUUGUACAGUCAGGCCUACUGCAUGACAUCUAGUACUCGUAUCAGCGAGGUUCCACUGUUGUUCACAGUAAGCAUGUCACAAGUGCUCUUUUAAACUUACUUUGCUCAGUGUAUAAUGUACUGUAUUUUAGAAUAAAUCCAAGUAUAGUUUCCUUCAUUUGUGUUCCAUUCAAAGCAUAAUCCUGUCAGUUUGUGUUCAUGCUAGGCCUGUGCAAAUGUGUUAGGUUUUUGUUUGAAUAGAGUUUAAAAACAAGUAUCAAAUAGGAAUAGUAAAAACUAGAAUAAUUGAAAUUCUAUAAAAUCGUUAUACAUCCUGUCACAUUACAACAAACCUGUAUUUAUUAAUAAACAAAAUGUAUGCAGAUUUAGAAAAUUUUUAACACUUAAAAUUCAUUGAUAUUUGCUGUUUUGUGUUUAUUUUAAAGUGUAAAGCAGUUUUGUUUGGUUAGGUUAGGUAAGGUUGUGUUCUCUGCGUAUUUAUGUGCAGUUUAAUGUACAACUAUGUAUGACUGACAAACAUCAGAUCCACAAAAUGCAGUUUUUUAAUUAAAGCACAUUUUAAAAUUAAUUAUAAUUUAAUGUCUGCCUAAUCAGCUUAUUUUGUCUCUUCCGUAUUGUUUUCAUUGUCGUGCCAGUUUCAAUUAUCAAAUAAAGUCAUUGCAAUGAGAUUAUAUUUACAAUAUGAACUACUAUUGUCUGGUUUUAAAAGAUGCCGUCAACAAUGUGCGAUAGAAACGUGUCCACAUUUCCAUGUGAGAACAUAAACAUCUCUCGCCCGAUGAGAAAAUCUGUGAUCCCAAAAUUUUUCCAGACUUAAAGAGAUCCCACACAGUCGUAUUUGUAAACCACUGAAUAUUGGUUUUUUCGAAGUUUUAUUAUUAAAAAUAUUGAAUAGAAUAUGAAUAAUAAACUUAAUUUUUAUAUUCAAAAAUUCAAAUGUUUGUACAGGCCUAAUAAAUACUAAUUUUUAAAAAGAAAAAAACACUUUCAUUUAAUAAUGUUGCCAGCAAUAAACUUUGUAAAAUAAUCAACUGUAAUAAAACAUAUAAAUGUCAAUACUGAUUGUUUUAGAAAGAUUAUGGAAUAAAUUAAUCAAAGUAAGAUUUACAUUAAUUUUAGUUCUGUGCUAACUUAACAUUGUGUUAUUUAUCAGACACUUUGUCCACCAUUAUAAUAUAGAAAAUGUCGAGCAAUCUUAUGAAUUCAGACACUGCAUGUGUUUCAGGCAUGGUGUAGAGAGGGUAGAGUUGACUACUUGAUAAGAAUGAGGUAUUGCGUUAGAGCGGGUGGUAGUGGCAAACAGCUUGGAGCAUAGUACUUUAUUUAAGACAGGGGUGUAAUUAUUAUUGGUCUCUUCAAAUCCAUUUGAUUAAGGAGAUGUAGUGGCUUAGAGUUGUGCAAACCAUGCUGAUAAUUAUUCUUAGUAAUUUUCUUGAUAAAUUCUCUAUAAUUUUAGGUGCAACCUGAAUAAAUAAUUGAUGCAUAAUAAUCUCCUGGAAAUUGAACAGUAAAAUGCAUCUCUGCGUACCAAAUCCUUUGCUUCACCUGAUUUCAGCUACUAGAAGUAAGUUGGCAUCCGAUUCUCAUUUCCUCGUAAAUCUUAGCAAUGUUUUUACAUCGCUCGUAGGUUUCACUGCGUGAACUUGGGCUUGUAUUGUAGCGUAAAAUUAACGUUGUGGUAACAAUGGACAUCCCAACCGGCCGGUAUUUGAUUGUAUUGCAUAUGGAAAUUUCUCGUACUUCCCACGUGGCCAGCGGAACAGCAAAUGAAUACGUAACCAAGGCCGGGAAGUUAAAGGACACACUUCUUGCCUGGCUAGAAGCUCCAGUGAGGUGGAGUAUUGCGUUGUGCUGCUUGGUUCCUCUGUAAUGACUGUUAGUUGGUCUACAAGCUGUAAACAUCAUAGAAAAUGCUCACAAUUUAUUUGUGUAAUGGUAUGCUAAAAAUUGCCAUCUUUAACUGUUCCAUGUUUUCCCCUCCCCUUUUUUUUUGUGUAUGAUAUUACUCCUGUUUAGAUUAAUUUGAGUUGUCAAUGUUAAUCGGGUUACUGGCCCUAGAUUUUAUUAUAUCCAUAUGUGACUUACUAGUACGAAGUGUGCAUGUUAGGAAUGAUUUUUUGUGCCAAUCAUAAGAUGUAGGUGUCUAUAGUUUUCUACGGAUUAUAUAACAGACUCAAUGCAGUGAACAAUCUGGAUCCAGCUGCCGGUCUCUUGGUAAACUGACAUCGCGCUGACUGCAGGAGCGCGGGAACGAAGAGAGCGUCUUGUGUACAUACAGUUACUGUAGAUGGUUUUCAACGUAAUACACAUAUCAUUUGUUAGUGGGCUAUGUUUGUACCAUUGUAGUGAAUAAUUAGCAAUAGAAAAAAAAAGUCUCUCUUAACAAAUUUGAUGAAAAGUGAGGUGUUCAAAUGUUUUGUGUGUGGAUAGGUGUUCUUUAAUGGUCUGACGCUGGGUGAACUUGUCUGUACCAUUCCGUGUUUAAAAUUUUAUGGUAAUUGGAUGUUUACUUAAUUGUAAGAAUCUCUUUAAUCUGCUUUUUUUUUUUUCACCCAUGGGUUAUGUUGUUUUGCGCACAGUAGGAAUGAUCUUAACUGUAAGCACAUGGAGUCAUUUUAAUAUGGACAGAGAUCUGAAUAGUUUUCUGGAGAAUGACCCGAAUUGCAGUCCACCAAAGGGUGUUGAUUUGUGCUCAUUUUCACAGUUUGGUCUUGAUUAAUUCGGUAUCUAUUACAUAAUUGCAAUGGUCUAAUUGGUUUUAGCGCUAAAUCAUUUUUCUUUAUUGGUUGAUGGCAAAUUUGUUUUUCUAGAGAUAUAAUUGUUUGUGCUAAGAGUAUAUAGUAACUGAUAAAUGUAUAUAUCUAACAUCUAAACGGUUGCGUUAUGAAUCUUAUUUUUGGCUGUCGGAAAGGCAUUACUAAAGUUUAAAUGCACCCUUUGGUAGCACCAUUUCUUGUGUGUGGAGUUUGAUUGCAUGUUUCCUGUUACUUCGUGUUAACUAUCUUGUUGAAUGUGGCCAUGUUAAUACUUUGAUGGAAUAGUUUGGCUCCUAUGUGAAAGAUGCUUUUUUUAAUCCUAAUACUUCAUAACUGUAUCAGUGUGUAAAACUAAAGGGUAUAAACAGAGAUGCUUGCUUGAAUAUCCGUCUCCUAGUCAGUAGAAUGGGGUAAGGUUGUAAUAUGAACAGAAUUAAAUUUCAAUAGAAUGGU
This is a messenger RNA of Bacillus rossius redtenbacheri, 14517 nucleotides long. RefSeq names its product homeodomain-interacting protein kinase 2 (gene Hipk). Gene Ontology annotation, molecular function: protein serine/threonine kinase activity; protein tyrosine kinase activity; ATP binding. The transcript has 22 exons. Gene Ontology annotation, cellular component: nucleus; cytoplasm. Gene Ontology annotation, biological process: peptidyl-serine phosphorylation; peptidyl-threonine phosphorylation. NCBI's taxonomy places the organism in Eukaryota, Metazoa, Arthropoda, Insecta, Phasmatodea, Bacillidae. The record is from RefSeq and is a predicted model, not a curated record. Bases 334 to 4278 code for a protein of 1314 amino acids.